AUGGCCUCGCAAACCCAGGGAAUUCAACAACUUUUGGCCGCUGAGAAGCGUGCUGCCGAGAAGAUCAACGAGGCUAGAAAGAGAAAGUUGCAAAGAACGAAACAAGCCAAGCAAGAGGCUCAAGCCGAGGUUGAGAAGUAUAAGCAGCAACGCGAGCAAGAGUUCAAGGGAUUCGAGCAACAAUAUCUCGGUACCAAGGAAGAUAUUGAGAGCAAGAUCCGUCGUGAUACUGAAGAUCAAAUCAAUGGAAUGAAGCAAAGUGUUGCUUCUAACAAGCAAGCUGUUAUUGUUCGUCUUCUCCAACUUGUUUGCGACAUUAAGCCAGAGCUCCAUCACAACUUGACUCUUCAGAAGAAACUCCACGGACAGUUUGCCGCCUAA
Messenger RNA from Caenorhabditis remanei, 381 nucleotides. RefSeq lists its product as uncharacterized. The transcript is spliced from 3 exons. Bases 1 to 381 code for a protein of 126 amino acids. Gene Ontology annotation, molecular function: proton-transporting ATPase activity, rotational mechanism. Gene Ontology annotation, cellular component: vacuolar proton-transporting V-type ATPase complex. The record is from RefSeq and is a predicted model, not a curated record. Gene Ontology annotation, biological process: proton transmembrane transport. NCBI's taxonomy places the organism in Eukaryota, Metazoa, Nematoda, Chromadorea, Rhabditida, Rhabditidae.